Messenger RNA from Pocillopora verrucosa, 1017 nucleotides. RefSeq lists its product as uncharacterized. Gene Ontology annotation, molecular function: calcium ion binding. Lineage: Eukaryota; Metazoa; Cnidaria; Anthozoa; Scleractinia; Pocilloporidae. The record is from RefSeq and is a predicted model, not a curated record.
AUGCGUCGAGAGGAAAUGGCCAAAAAGGUCUUGUACGCAGUAGGGCUGUUGAUCAAAACCGUGCUGUUAUGCUGUACAGCUGCACAGCAAUGGGAGGCUACGGGCCAGCCAGAAGUUUCCAAAUUUGGGAUGAUGCUACAACGCCAUAUCUUCAAGAGGAUCACGGGGGCAGGUCUUUCAGAUGUGUGCUUGCGGGGAUGCUAUGCUGACGUCAGAUGUCAAAGUUUCAACUACGUCUUUACGCAAGACAUUUGUGAGCUGAGCAACCGAACUAAGGAGGCCAGACCAGAGGAUUAUGUUCCGAACCCUGAGAGAUUUUACUUUAAGCGAGAUUACAAACGAGUCCCUCUCGGUUCCAUUCCUGAGCUGCCUGCGGAGACUUGCCAGGAAAUCAAAAUGAGCGAAGGAGGACAAGCGGUCAGCGGCAAAUACUGGUUUCACUCGAUUGUACCCGAGAGGACUGUUCUGGCUCCUUGUGACAUGAAAACCGAAGACGUGGACGAGUGUAAUUCGACCAUUCCCGUGUGUGACGUCAACGCUGAGUGCGUGAACACCGUCGGUUCUCACAGUUGCUCGUGCAAAGCUGGUUUUACUGGAAACGGAAAAAAGUGUGUCGAUGUCGACGAAUGUGCCAAUAAAUCGCAUGACUGUGACGCCAAUGCCUCUUGCAACAAUACCGCUGGUUCCUAUCGAUGCACCUGCAAUUCCUGGUACCAAGGAAACGGAACAAGCUGCUAUUUUCGUGGCCUUAAUAAUUCCGUUAUUCUUACCAACCUCGACUACACCAACUACACAGGUAAGCUACUUUCCUACCUAGAGCCAGUCCUCCUGAGUUCAGAGUGGAGCAGGUUUGUGAAGUGUUGGCAUGCUAAGACAGAAGGCUGGGCGGCAUCGACAUUCCACAGCAACUGCGACGGGAGGGGACCCACAGUAACAAUCAUCAAAGCGAACGAUUCCAUAUUUGGUGGAUAUACUGAUGUGUCCUGGGGACCAAGCGGUGAGUACGUUUUUGAAUAA